Molecule: messenger RNA, 3042 nt
Organism: Megalobrama amblycephala (Wuchang bream)
Lineage: Eukaryota; Metazoa; Chordata; Actinopteri; Cypriniformes; Xenocyprididae
Product: solute carrier family 46 member 3
Exons: 6
Coding region: 237-1628 (463 amino acids)
Biological process (GO): vacuolar transmembrane transport
Cellular component (GO): lysosomal membrane
Molecular function (GO): transmembrane transporter activity
Source: RefSeq, a predicted model, not a curated record
GCGUAUCAUAUCGUACUGCGAUCAGGCAUGUUUCAUAAACAAAACAGAGGGUAUUUUAUAACUGCCACAACGCUUGCAAAAGAGUCUCAGCAGAAGAGAGGAACUUCUGUAGCAUUUUUAUUUUAACCUAAAUCUGUUUGCUUUGUUCGUAAGUAAACUGUAGGCUGGUGGCUGUCCAAGGUGUUCAGCAGUUGACAGUUUUAUUUGUGCUGUCAUGAUCACACAUCCUCGACAUUAUGAAGAGACUGUACUUUAUCGAGCCGAUCGUCGCGAUUUACGCGUUUGCCAGUUUUAUGGUUUAUCCUCUCGUGCAGCAGUACGUGUAUCGCAGAUUGUGGCAGGAGAUCACAAACUCAUCUUACCCACAGUCCGACGACAGUUCCCGAUGCUCCGCCAACAGCAGCAACCACACAAACCAGCAAGAGGAGGUGCAGAAAGCAGCUUCUCUGUUCUCCAUGUACAGUGAUUUGUUUUCCAUGAUCCCCAGUCUCAUAGUGACCCUCCUCCUGGUGGCCUACAGUGAUCAGCGCGGGCGAAAGAUCACCAUCAUUAUGCCCCUCAUUGGGUCUCUGAUCUACACGCUUUCAUUCCUGGCGGUCUCCUUCUUCGAGCUUAACCUCUAUCUCCUUAUUGCCGCCUCUUUUGUAAGUGCUCUCUUUGGUGGUAUUGGCACCAUGCUAGGUGGCUGCUUCUCCUACGUGGCCGAUUUAUGUGUGGACGACAAGCAGAAAACCCUUCGCAUGGCCGUGGUGGACAUGAUGAUUGGCUUGUUGGCGGGUGUGGCGUCAAUCUCCACAGGGUACUUCCUGCAUGCGUCCGGUUUUAACUGGCCUUUCUUUACGUCAGCCUUAUUUCAGCUGGUUAACUUGCUAUACGCUAUCUUCAUUCUGGAAGAAACCAGGGUGAUUGACAGGUCAGAGACUGUAGCUUGUUGCCAGGCCCUGAAGAAACUAGCAUGUAGUAUCUACAACUUGUUUGCAGGAGGAAGUAGAGGAAAGAAAUGGGUUAUUUUGCUGUUGAUUGUCAUAUUUUCCUCCUUAUCUUUUGUCAAUACCGGGGGUCUGUCCAUAAUCACACUUUACGAACUCAAUAAGCCGCUGUGCUGGAGCGAGAUCCUCAUUGGCUAUGGCUCUGCAGUCAGCACCUCCAUUUUCAUCACUAGUUUUGUCGGUCUGUAUUUGUUCUCCCUCUGUCUGCCUAACAUAGCCAUCGUCUUCAUCGGGAUGCUGUCAAUCGUUAUAAGCAUGUUGAUGACGGCUUUCGCAAAGACUACGCUUAUGAUGUUCCUCGUAAGGAUUCCUGCUAUGUUUGCCAUCAUGCCGUUCCCCGUUCUGCGUUCGAUGAUGUCAAAGGUCGUCUCAAAGUCCGAGCAGGGAGCGCUCUUUGCCUGUGUGGCUUUUAUGGAAAACCUGAGCAGUAACGUGUCCUCUGCGGUUUUUAGCAGAAUCUAUGCGGAUACUGUGGCAUGGUGUCCUGGCUUUAUCUUCCUAUUGGCUGCUGGACUCUGUCUCAUUCCCAUAAGUCUACUGGGAAUCCUUAGGUGUUUCCAUCCAUUGGAUCCUAAUGACACUCAAGCACUCUUAUCAGAAGAUGGGACUGAAGCUUCACAAGACCCACCUGUAGCUUAAAAUCACAGGGAGUUCAAAUACCUCAGUCAUUCACCUCGACUCCUCUGUGUGCUUCUUUACUUUUUUCUCAUACCGACACAGGGUGAUAAAUUACGAACUGGAUACAGCUGAGCACAUGUGGGCACUCUGUUCAAGCCAAAAGCCUAUUAUUAGCAUUUCGGUCACUGCCAUGAAAUAUGUUUUGGCUGAAAUGCAGUAUAUGCUAAUGGUGGUUUUAGGGAGGACCACAAAAGAAGGGAACAUAACUUUAUAUUUCUAAAGGGAAAUAUAUUUUAUAAUAAUAAUAUAAUAAUAAUUUCAGCAAAAACUAGAUUUGCAUUUCCUAAAGGAAAUCCAAGUAGCUUGCAAGGCUGCAACAAAAUAUGAUUAAAGUUUAAGGUAACUUUAUGUUUAAGGCUUUGGUUUUGUGUCAUCUGCAAACAAGAAUCAAUAUAUUGUUACUGUGAAAGGCUUCUAUAAAUGUUUAAAUGUAAGCACUGCAGACAAAACCAAUCACAAAUCAGUAUGCAAAUAGAUGUAAGAUAGAAGAUAAUGAGCAAUACUAUUGUACAGCGUUUACCUCAGUAAGUUGAGCGAGUUCAUCUCUGAGAUGUGUGAGUGGAGGCGGGGCUAAUUUGCAUAUUCAUUGAUCCGUGUAUAUUAAAUGAGGCACGGGUGUAGAGUUACAUUCAAGCUAUUUUAAGGCUUCCCACAGGGGAAAAAACCAUUUGAAUAUAUAAUUUUGGUGAUCAAAGAUGAGUUUUAAGGGAUAAAAUGUUUGACUACAGGAGGACUUUAAACUUAAUACAUUAAUUGUGUGUAAUGAAUUUACUACAGAAGUUUAAUACUUAGAGAUACUCAGUACAUUGCUGUCUUACAAGUACAGUAAUUAUCUAAAGUUUGGACUGAUGUGCAAUACGUUCUUGUUCUGUUUAGAGCAACAGAUUUAUACAUUUUAUAAGACAUAAAAUUUAGGAUGCAUUUUUUUUUUUUUUUGUAGUUACCUAUACUUUUCUAAGUGUGGGAGGUUUUCAUUAGUCUCAUACUGGUCUCAUAUUUGCACAGGCCUAAGUCAUGAGCAAUUCAGUCAAUAAGCUCUGUCCUGCCAUUCACCUUUUAAUCACCUGUCUGUCCUGUGUGGUGCAGUGGUUAAUUUGCUUUGUUGUGAUAAACAUUCUAUUCUCCACAAAAACAAACAAAUUUAUUGAUGUAGGUCAGUUUACUUUUUUUCAGUUUACUCAUUUUACUUUUUUUACAGUUAGAUUUUAGAGGACUGGGUAGAUCAUUCAGUAGACAGAAACUACAUUGUUCAGCACAUGCUCAAUAGGAAAACAUACAGAACUACUGAAACAAACCAGUUCACCUCAUUUAUUUACACAAACAUGCUCAAGUUUGGUUUUUAUUAUUAUGAAAUAAAAUGAUUAUAAAACAUAAA